AUGGCGAAGAAAAACAGCACGAAGAAGCGUCAAAGUCGAAUCGCGGACGCUUUAGUGAGAGAGCGGAAACAGUUGGAAAAGCAGCGAGAACGCGAAUUGAAGAUGAAAGAAGAAGAAGAGAAGACGAGCGUUGGACGGCAGAUGCGCGAAAAGAGGAGCAAGAAACACGAGAAUACUAAAGGAGGAGUACGCGUUCUCACCGGUGGCAUUCAGAAACAGAAGAAAUCUUCUAAAAGAGAAGGGAAGAAUCGACACAAAAUCGUACGCGGCGUUCGAGUGGGAAACGCGACGAAAAUACGCAAAAACGUCACCUACGGCGGGAUUACGAUUAAAGAUAGCGAGAGCAAAAAAGCAGUCUUAGAAAUGCUGAAAGCGGAGGAUAGGAUGAUGGUGUAG
Messenger RNA from Bathycoccus prasinos, 396 nucleotides. RefSeq lists its product with no specific name. NCBI's taxonomy places the organism in Eukaryota, Viridiplantae, Chlorophyta, Mamiellophyceae, Mamiellales, Bathycoccaceae. The transcript has a single exon. The record is from RefSeq and is a predicted model, not a curated record. Bases 1 to 396 code for a protein of 131 amino acids.